This is a messenger RNA of Rhopilema esculentum, 1048 nucleotides long. Lineage: Eukaryota; Metazoa; Cnidaria; Scyphozoa; Rhizostomeae; Rhizostomatidae. The record is from RefSeq and is a predicted model, not a curated record.
GCUUGCCGAGAGAAGCAUAAUGUUGCUAGGGUGCACAAUUUCAUUGCUAGGGUUUAUCAUAUUUUUACCCUGGGGAAACACACAUCCAACUCUACAAACAACAGAACAAACAAAACUUGGGAAUGUGAUGAAAACAAUAUGGAAAGCAGGGUGUCCGCCACAGUUCCAGUGGUGCAAAAAUGCCCCUAAAAUACACCUCGCGCAAUUCGUAGUUGCAGAAUUGAUAAUUAUUGUUGGCUUCACGUUGUCAUUUCUAAUAAUAAAUGGGUUGUAUUCGAAAGUUAUUGGCCCAAGAAAGCAGAAUAUACCGAUACCGCCAAGAAACAGCUACAUAAAGAAACUUAUCGAAAAAAGUGAAAUUGUCAUCAAGUGUAUGAGAUGGAUAGCCUUCUUCCAUGAAAAACCAAACGAAGACGACCAACAAACCGAGGAUCAAAACAAAACGUUCGGAUUCAAAUCUAAAAAAUGUCCCCCACAAAACGAAGACCUAGACGCAUUUGAGUCCGAUCUACUCAACAUGAUCAAGCACAUCCAAUUCAUGAAAACACACCACCAAUUUCAAGACCAGCUACACGAAGACAUCAAAAAGAUCAACGCCUCCACGAAAGCCUUCAUCCCCGCUGACAAAACAACCAACUACUACAAACUGGAUAGUGAACAACAUGACAAACUACUAACUAACAGCAUAACCACAACCUACAAGACAGCAAAUGACAGCGCCAUCCACACAAUGAACAAUGAAGCAUUCGUAACUCUGAUAGACCAUAAAGAAAACUUGAAGCAGCAAACUGGAGUUCGAUUCCGACCAAGAGUGAGCUUCUACAGUGCAAUUAUAUCUGGCUCUUCAUGUGUUUCGGGAAUCGUAACACCAUUGGUGAUGACAUGCAUCUAUGAAACCUACGGACCAAGAUACGUCUUCAUCACAAUAGCCGCUAUUGUGGCAGCUUGCAUCGUCAUUGUUAGCUACUUCUUCAACAGAUUAGUGCCUUUUGAAGAAUAUGCCGAAUGUAAACUAGGAUUAAACAAAGGCAAAAAUGAACUACUUUGA